AUGCACUAUAGUAUCACUUUCAUGUUGCAUCCACAGAACUCUACAGCUAAGUUUGUCCAGGUUACAGCCAGCCCAAGCAGUGAUGGGUACUGAAUGCUUUGUUUGUUCAGCAACUCAGGUUCAAAUGGUUAUAAAAUUUUGAAUUGUGCCAGAAGUUAACUUGUGGUCAGGUGCUGGCCUCUGUGUCCUCAGAUUCACGUGCUGGUAUUUCCUCUCUUCAGUUAGACUGUACGGCUUUGUACCAGGGAGGUUCUAGCCCAGCAGUUCCCCAGGAAAAGGAAAUGGAUCGUGCAGCUCUGAACAGUUCCCCUUUGCUUUUGCCACUCUUCUCCCUGCCGUGGACUGUGAUGAAACACUCCCUCUCCUCUGACAAAGAUGAUUGAACUUUUUGGCUGCAACUAAAGACACCUGCUAAAUAUGAAGUGACGAAAGCUGAAAUAGGAAGAACGUCUCUAUAGAGGAUGAAGAAUGAAGAUAGUGGGGAGCUGCUUUGGCACAGAAUACUUUGGCACAGAUUUCUCGACUGGACAUUGGAAAUAACUUUGGUUUUGGGCUUCUUUCUGUUGACCCGGGAGAAUUAAUGUCUGGUCUUUGAGGCCAGAUUGAAAAUAUGCCUACAUGAGAGAGUCUCUACAAAACUGAUCCUGUCUUGGCUUUAAGAUAAAAAGAUGGCCUAUCACAAAGUGAAUGCAGACCAGAGAGCACAGGGGCACUCUCCAUACCUUGACAAUGAUGAUCUCCAGGCCACAGCGUUGGAACUGGAAUGGGACAUGGAAAAAGAGCUGGAGGAGCCUGGCUUUGACCAUUUCCGACUGGAUGGUGCAGUCCAGCACCAUCUAGGAAACUCUCAGAGCCCUGACCUUGAUCUUGAGCCCAUCCAGCCAUCGACUUCUCCUAAAGGAAGAUUCCAGCGACUUCAGGAAGACCCUGACUACAUCUCACACUACACAAGACAGGCACCAAAGAAUAACAGCUGCAACUUUUAUCAGAUACUGAAAGUAUUUUGCACUGCUUUGAUUGUAUUUAUUUUUGGAAUUGUGAUAGGAUAUUAUUCAGGCAAGAAAUGUCCUUCUCCCCCAGCAUCUCCAGAACCAAAUAACCCUCAUAUCUACCGUGAAAUCCUCAAGGAAAUCAAAGCUGAAAAUAUUCAACAGAUUUACAGAGAAUUGUUACAGUUCCCUAGAGAAGAAGAUGUAGACACUGCAAUGAAAAUUCUGGUUCAAUGGACUUCUCAUGGCCUUGAAGAUGUCCAGCUGGUAAAUUAUUCUGUUUUGCUUGACCUACCGGGCUCUUCUUCAAAUACAAUAACUCUGAAAAACAGCGGUGAAUGCUUUUAUCCUGAUGGACAGCAGUGCAACAGAGGGACCAAAACUCUUCAUAGCCAAGACCUCCUGUACUCAUAUGCAGCUUACUCUGCCAAAGGAACACUUGAGGCAGAACUUGUUGAUAUACAGUAUGGGACCAUAGAAGACUUGAUCCGGAUUCAAGCCAUUACAAACGUGACCAAAAAAAUUGCACUUUUGAAGCUAGGACAAUCACCUUUACUUUAUAAGCUUUCUUUGUUAGAAGACGCAGGAUUUGGUGGUGUUCUUCUUUACGUUGAUCCUUGUGACUUUCCAAAGACUACGGAUCUUGCUGAUAAAGCUUUUAUGGUUUCCUUGAACAGUGGAGGAGAUCCAUCAACACCUGGCUAUGCCAGUAUUGAUGGAAGCUACAGACAACAUCGACUGAACCUCACAACAUUGUUAGUGCAACCAAUUUCUACGGUACUUGCCAAAAAACUCAUUUCUGUACCUGAGAACAAUAUCCGAAAAGACAGGUGUGUCCCCCUUCAACUGCCAAGUAGAGAGAAAAAAAUAAUCAGUCUGAAUAUUCAGUCAGUCACAACAUACAGGACAAUUUCUAAUGUUAUUGGAUAUUUAAAAGGAACUGUGUUUCCUGACAGGUAUGUCCUAAUUGGUAGCCAUCACAGCAGUUUGAACACUUCCAGUGGGCAAGAAUGGGCCAGUAGCACUGCUAUCAUUACAGCAUUUAUACAGGCUUUGAUGCUGAAGGUCAAGAGAGGCUGGAGACCUGACCGGACCAUUGUUUUCUGCUCCUGGGGAGGAACAUCAUUUGGGAACAUCGGUUCAUAUGAAUGGGCAGAGGAUCUCAAGAGAGUUCUUCAAAGAAAUGUUGUGGCUUAUGUUAGCCUCCAUAAUCCAGUCAGGGGCAACUCAACUUUACAUCCUAUUGCAUCUCCUUCUCUUCAGCAACUGACAGCAGAGAGUCAGAGCUUCAACUGUGUGGAAAAGACUAAGUGUCCAGGAUCUAAUGUGAGUUCUGUGCAGAUACAGGGAGAUUCAGAUUAUUUCAUCAACCAUCUUGGAGUACCUGCCAUGCAGUUUUCUUAUGAGGACAUCAACAAAUCAGAGAAUUCUAGCUUUCUCUCCGAAGCUCUUUUUCCUGUACAUACAACAAAAACUGAAGAGCUGGAUCCCUCGUUCAAACUGCAUGAGACCAUUGCAAAGCUAACAGGACAAGUGACUUUACAAAUUGCCAAUGAACCAGUUUUGCCGUUUAACGCCCUCGACAUCGCACUAGAAGUUCAGAACAGUCUUAAAGUGUUUGUAGGUGAUGAAGUAGAUGCUUCUCAGUUGCUUGCAGUGGCAUCACAGCUGAGGGACACUGCAGAAUUGUUCCAAUCAGAUGAGAUGCGCCCAGCUAAUGACCCCAAGGAGAGAGCUCCUAUCAGAGUCCGGAUGCUCAAUGAUGUGCUGCAAAGCUUAGAGAAAAGCUUCCUGCUUCAGCAAGCUCCUCCAGGGCUUUACAGAAAUAUUCUUUACAGACUAGAUGAAAGGACAAACCAGUUCUCAGUACUGCUAGAGGCACUGGAGCACUACAAGCUACAUCAGUCAAAUGAGACCAUUCAAGCAGCCUUGUCAGAGGUGCUGAACAGCAUCAGUUCAGCUCAGGUUUACUUCAAAGCAGGACUUGAUGUGUUUGAGACUACCUUAGCUGGAAAGAAAUGAGAGAAUUCUCUGCAUUCUAAGACGUUUGUUUACAACUCGCUAAACAAAAGUUCGACUCGGACCAGAAUUUCUCUGAGGAUGAAACCUUUCUCAACUUUUCUUUCAGUUGGCGCUAAAAUGUACUUCAAUGUGUGUUUAUAAAUAUAAAACAGUCUUUUGCACUGUUCACAGUAUAUCUCAAAUGUCUGUUUCUGAAUGUAUCAAAUAAUGGGAGGGACUAACACUUAAUGAUUUUUGGAAGGAUAUCUGCUGUAUUUUUAUAUGUAAAAUAUAUUUUUAUGACUUAAAGUUCAAUCUUGCGAAGUACCAAGCACAUCCUGCAAUACACUGAAGACCUGGUUCUGAGACACCCCAGAUGUAUACCCAGGUGAGCUUUCCAUGCCUACUCUGUCAGAAAAAUGUGAGUUAAAUAUACUCUGGUGUUCCUUAACUUCCUCAGCAAACUCAUCUUCCUUACUUUCAGAAUAAGUAGUUGAAGGAUGUGGCAUUUUCUGGGGUAUGCAGUGCUGAAGUUAAUCUGGAAAUGCUCAAAACACUCUUAUCAGUGCAAUCUAACAUCUUUAUUCCUGUGGAAGAAUAAAUACCUCAAUUCUGAGAAUACAGAUAAAUUUUGAUUAUCACAUUUCUGUCUGAAACAAAAUUGUUUUCUCUGCUAAUUCUUGGAGAGAGAAUUUCUGUGAUGAUUACAAGUGAUUUGAAAUGUUUGCAUCAGUAGUUAAAAGUGCAAAAAAAAUUAAUCUUUAUGGUAAGUAAAAGAAUUACCUAGUCUGAUUAAGCUACAGGCCUUGUAAGCUUAUAUGUUACCGAAAGAAGCCACUUCAAAGUCUCCCUAAAUUUUCAGGGAGCAGUAUGUAAAAAUAAGAGCUCGAAGUUCUGGAAACAUUUCUGAGAUUCCACCACUUGGCGACACCACUCACUAUUCCAGGGUGGAUCAUUCCAACUGUAGUGCCCAGUUUGUUCCCUACCUACCACGGAACAAGCAAUUCACCUCUGAAGACAAAUAGAUGAAGCAUACUGCAGGGCUAGUUUGCAUUGGUGGAAGCCCUGUCCAGAGGCUGUAAUCACAGUGUUAACUUGAAGUAAUCUCUGAACAAAAGGAUCAGGAGGUUCAGUGUCCUAAACCUCUAAGGGGAUCAUACACACACUUGAGAAUUGCGUCUUAAUAAUAUGAACACUUAAAACUGUUAAACCCAACUGGGUUUAGAGUUUUGCAAUCCCAGAUGAUUCUGGGAUUAGAGCUUAAAAAAUAAUUUUAUAUAGAUUCUUAGAAUUAAAAUAUAAUUUAUUUGAUGGAAACAAUAAAUGUAUUGUUACCAAAUUUGCCAUGGAAACAUUGCAGAAACAUUUCAGGUAUCUGUAUGAAUGUAAAGAAAUGCCUUCAGGAAAAUGUCAAAGUGCUCAGUUUGGUGAAAGGGUGAAAGUUUAUGGAAUAGCUUUUGAAUUGAGCAUUUGUAAUGUAUAUGUUCACAUUAGCAAGAAAUGAGAGUUGUUUUUGGAUCUGUGUUUCUGUUUUCCCAAAGACAAAUGGGCCUCUAUUAGCAGUGGCCUAGGACAGGGUACAUACAGCUAUGCUGUUGCUACAUUUCUUUGCAAGUUUUUAUCAUAACAUGGGCAAAAGCAUCCCUGUUCUGACAGAGGUGGGACUAUGCAAUUAUACAGCCACAAGUGAAGUGAGAAUAUGUUCAGAGACAGUGACUGUGACUGCAUGAACUAAGACAUGAUUAUCUCAAUUUACCUGGCAUCUGUUAAGAAAGAGUGUAUGAUUAUUCUCUUGCUAAUGCUGGUACCAAGUCUGUUUACUGCAAAGAGGGUUUGACUGCUGAAGAGUAACAUUUUUAAUGAUAAUCCAAUGCUUGUCUAUCCUCUUGUUUCCAUAAUUUUUAUUAUAGUAAUACUUAAAUGGUUGGAAUAGCCACAUUUGAGUUGUAUGUUUCUUUUGUGAUAGUAUUUAGGAAUGUAAUAUGCGCACUACAUGUGAAUUGUCUUUUCUAAUAGGGAUGACUCUUCUAACAGGAAGUUUAGCAACAUUUUCUUUAGAGUGCUGACUCACAGUGGAGUCAACGUCUAUGGUUUUCAAUGAUAUAGACUCAAGUGCCAUUAAGAGACCAAAACCAGAGAUGAACACUUCCUUUAAUUCUGCCAGGUGAAUUUAAUAACUAUUUCCUGUCCAGAAAACCUUCCCCUAAUGUAGCCCAAAGUGUACUCAUGCAAAAUCAGGGAAAUCAGUUGGGAAGAGUAUCUCUCAUGUAUGAUUUCUCAACCAUGUAAUUCCUCACUAAAACAUUUAUCUUGUUUUCUCAUUAAUGUCCUUCUAUAACACCUUUAAAAACAGAAGACUUCAAAGUGUUCCACCACAAAAGGUAUUGCUACUGUAUUGCUACCUGUAAAGUCUAGAGACAAUCAUAUAUUCCUGUUGUAGAGAUGAAUCAAAUGAGCUCUUUGGGGACAAAAAGGCAUUGAUUUCAAUGCCAUCUCACACUUGUAGAUCUCUAGUUUUUUAUUUCAAAUGUUCAAAUCCUGUGUAUAUAAGUCAGUGCUCAGUGAUAAUAUUUGCACCAUUAUAGCUUUGGAAAACGUACUUUUGAGCCAUAUCCUUCCAUUGAUUUUUAAAUCUUACCUAUUGACUUCAAAGAAUUUAUAUCAAGUUAAGAUCCUAAACACCUGCAGUAUUUCCAACAGAAUUUUCUAGCUGUGGAACAUCAGCUAAGGGAAGGUAUUAGUAAAUCAUAGUAGCUUACCCAGACUGAAUUCAUUCCUGUAUUGUUUUGAAAUGAAUAGAGCGCCCUUAAAGGCUGCAACAUGUUUGCAAAUUGCCUGAAUGAUAGUAAAAAUCUGUUACCUUUACAGAAGCAUCAACUGCCAGAGACAGUAUAACAAAUGCAUUGAUUACUAAGUAAUCUAGUCAUACUCUCAGUGACCAGAAAAUCCUUGCAGCUUGCAAUAUUUGUAUGUUGAGAUGGUUGAUAAUAAAAAGCUAAUAAGAUUUUAUUAGUGCGUAUUUUAGAGAGUACAUAAAGGAGCUAAAGUAUAAUCAACUCAGAUGAAUAAUAAGUACAUGGGAGCUGGAUUUUGAGUACUAACCUUAAAAAAGGCAGUGAAUUGUUUUUAUCAUCCAAGAAAAACAAGGCUCUUUUGAUAUACAGUAUAUGUGCAAAUACGCAAACACACAAAUAUGCAAAUGCCUUAUAUCUUCAAAACACUGCAGAAAUAUUAAUUUACCUGCAGUGAGAUGAUACAUCUGCACAAACACUGAUGUAAAUAAUAACUGCAUUAGAAAAUUAGCAUUCAUUUUGCACUGCUUCACUUACCUUUUAAAAAGUAUUUCAGUCUAGAUGUGUGAAAGAAGGCACUGCAGCUGACCUAAGUUCCUGAAACAGUAGGUAGGGAAAAGGCAAAAUGUCUCUGGUAUUACAGAAGGUACCUCUGGAGGCCAUCUAGUCCUUGCUCGAACAGGAUCUCCUGGGGCUGUAUUCCCGGAAGGGAAUAUGUCCAGAUGAAUUUAAGUAUCUUCAUGGAUGGAGAUUCCACGGCAUCUCUGGACAGUGGCUUCCAAGUGCUUGGUCACCCUCAUAUUAUAUAUAUAUAAAUAUUCUUCUUCCAUAGAUACAAUUUCUCCAAAUUUCUCCCUAUAUUUUUAGUUGUAAAAUUAUUAAUAGAUUUAAUUACAUACAUCCAAAGAUAACCGUCAUUUCAUUCAGUGAAAACUCUUGUCCAAGGUCUCCAGAAUUCCACAGUUAAUAUGUUGGAAAAUUUGUAUAUGGAAAUUUGUACUGCUCACCAAGAGGUUUAUUUUUAACUUGUAGAGACUAAUGCCUUUGUCUUUUGAGGUUGUUACAGUGCCUGGUUCCCAGUCACAGGUUUUCUGUAUACAUUACAAGACUUACGGAGAACAAAAGAUGAGUUAGAAAAUGCAGGAAGGAGAAGUCAGCUUAUGGGCACCUAUAUGCUAUGGUAAUUGUAUUUCUGGCUUUAAAACUAAUAAAUAUGAUAAGCAUAGUUAUAUGCAUAUGCAUUUUCAAGAGUCCAGUUAACAUGUUCCUCAAAAUCCUUCUGUGGUGAACUGUUAUCUGUGUUACCCAGAAAUGGGUACCUUUGACACAUUGUAGACGCUAUCCAUAGCCUAGGGUGGAAGAUGUUAAUUCCCUUUAGCGCCUUCCUGCAUUUUAUUAAGUCUGAGAAAGGUGAGUGAUGGGAAACAAACCUCAUUGUAAGAUGUCUGGGAGCUGAAUUUUGAGAACAGUCUUAUACAGCACUGCAAAUGUUCAAAACAUAGCAAGGUGUCUUCUAGGGACGUGGUUUACAGGGUGACAUUGGAAGUAGGGUGAUGGUUGGACCAGAUGAUCUUGAAUGUCUUUUCCAACCUUAAUGAUUCUAUGAUUCUGUUGGAGCUGAGUCUACAAAACUUGGGAUAGAGACUCCAAUAUAGCAAACAAAGGUCUCAGAAAUAUAGAAUAAACAAUUAGUUACUGGCUAUUAAAGGUUACACUUAGAGUAUAAAAAAAAAAAAAAAAAAAAAAAAAGGCUACAUAAUGACAUAAUGGCUACAUACAAAAGGUAUCCGUAUAAAGAUAUGUAAAAUAUGGCUAGAGCAGAAGCAAAACUUGGCUACUGUAUCACAGUGUUUUAAGUGAUUAAGGAUGGCAAGGACUCAAGCCAUAUGCACAAAAACGAAUGUGAACACUUGAACCAAGGAAGUGCCUAAGAAUAAUGAAGACUCAUUUAGGAAGCAGGUAGGUAGCAAAUGAUGUAAGAGUAUCUGAAUCGGACUGUAUGUUUUCUAAAACUAUGGUGCAAUCAGACCUAACAUUGUUUUUCCCUAAUUUUAAUCCCAUUGCUCCUGGUUGUAUGUAGUAUUGCUCUUACACACUCAGCGUAACUGGAGAAUAUGUAGACAUGUAGAUUUAGGUUCACUGAAAGAUUAUGUUCCCCCUCAAUCAUACAGACUCAGUCUGCUUCUUUCAGCAGGAUUGAUUUUACCAUGACUGCUUAUCAGGGUGCUAUACUACACGAAUGAGGUCAGCAGAAUUUGGCUACUGUUUGUGGAAUUUCCCAAAAGAUUUUAUAUCAGAAUAUUGUUUAUUUAUGUUUAGUCUAUUCUCUUUAAUCUCCUAAUAUAUAUUAUUACAAUCAAGAGUACAUUUUUUCAAACAAUGGGCAGGAAUCUCUUGGUCAAUGCUAAGUAUACACAGGCAGUAUGUGCUUGUACAAGUGAUGUGUUAUAAUUUAGUAUUAACUGAAGAGUUGUUAUAAGUGUUGGCAUGGAUUAAUGCACACAUUCUCUUAUGAGCUUCACAAAUUGGAACUGAUGCAAGGACUUAAUUUAAGAAAUGCAGUCAGAGUGUAGGUGAGGAACAACAUUUGCUACAUAAAUGCAGUAUAUACUUCCUUGUCUGCCUAAUCCAUUGGGUUAAAAAAGAUUGUGGUUUUAUUUAAACUACUUUUCUCUGAUACGUUUUCUAACAAGCCUUUGAAAAUGAAGUCUCUCUCUUUACUUUUAUUUUAAAUUCCUGCUAUCUUUAAUGUUUAUGGAAAGCUCAUGAUGUGUUAAGACAAUGUGAGGUCUUCCUGUCUGAUCAUUCUUAGAUUUUUUGGUAGAAUUUGAAGUUGUAUUUCAAAGCAUGGUCCUUGAAAGGUCAUUUACUGAGCUGUUAAUAUAUAUGAUACAAUAGGCUUGGGUGCUUGUCAUUGCCAUGCAGUGGUAUAGGUAUGCAAUGUGAUGCUUUCAGGCACUAAAGAGAACAAAUAUGUUUUUAUGAUAGUAUUGCAAAGACCUACUAAUUUUCCCCCAUUUGAAACUGUUCUAGUUGGAGCAUGCUGGUAAUACAGCAAUGUAACAUUGAGUUCUCUUAGCACCUGCAGCAAAAUCUUUCUACAGGUGGAAUGUUGGGGUGUAGUCUGAGCUGUCAGUGUGCUUCCGCAGUUUUUAAUUAGCGUCCCUUGUAGCCCCAGUCAGCUGUUAGGUAGUGCAGGCCUGAUACUGGUUUGAAUGACACCCAGGUGGGACAGGUAAGUCUGACUGAGACAUUUGUCUGCUACAGAAACCAUGUCCUUAAAAAGUUAAAUAUAAUAUUUUACAAGUACUUCCCAGACUUUGGGUGUUUUCAGUCUGUACUGAAGGUUCUGAAGAAGUAUACUAGAACACUGUUGUUUUUUUCAUGUAGUCUCAUUUUCUGUUCUCGACAGCUGAAACAUCUUGUAGUCUAUGAAUCCACUAGAGGAGAAAUAAGGAGAUGCUUAAUAUUUCAUACUUAGAGCAGAUAAGAUAAAUACAAAUUCUCUUUGUUUUCCAUUUGCAGUUUAUGCAAGUCAGUAUGCAACAUACUCUUAUCACACAUAUUAUGAUUUGGUAUUCUGAGACAAAUGGAAAAUGAAUAUAAUUCCAUACCCAGAGAAAGUAUAAUGAAUUCAGGGAACACUUCACAGUCAAGUGUUUUAACCAUUUGCCAAAAAAAAAAAAAAAGUACGAGUGAAGAUAUUUGGAACAGAUGCUCUUGGGGUUUUAGUACAGGUCUGGAAAAUAAUGUUCUUCUGCCUAAGGCCAGAUUUUAGCAUUGUGUUCAUACCUAGCUGCAUGGUAAUGUGUUGUGUGUCAGCAUUGCUGUACCUUUGAGGAUUAAAGCUCACAUGCUGUUAUGAGUGAUCAUGUUAGUCUCAGUAUGAACUAUUAUUUUUAUGUCACAUAACACCUUACAGAUUUUAACUAAUCAGAUGGAAUAUGCAAGUAUUUCUGCCUUUUGUAUGCAAGGGAGCAGCUGUCAAGUUGUGUUAUCUUUGGGAAGCUUUGACACAGAGUGUGAGACGCCUGCAUGAUGACUCCGUUCCGUCUACAUCGAAGUUUUCAUGUAGUAAAAUCAAGGUACCACAACUGAUAGCUAGUCAAUUCUGAAUAUUAAACAACUAGUUUUUUCAACCAUGCAGCAAUAUAAACUUGAUGCAGUGAUUCCUGGAAACCAAUAAAUAUCAUGUUGUGUGGAAAAGUGCAAUGAACGGUUGAUUUUUAUAAAGCAUUAUAGAAUGUUGAGUCUGAAUACAACAGCAUAUUUGCAAAAUUAGUUUACGUUGUGUGAACUGUACUUUUAUAACAUACUGUAAUGAAAAGGUAACUGACUAUUAAUGUAAGGAGAUUCUAUGUACUUUGAUUAAGAAGUACCCUUUACUUAUCUGUGCUACAAAUAUGAUUUUUGCAGCCUAUGACAGUGUUUGUACAGAAGGCACCGUGGACUGGAAUUCAAUAAUAGACAAUUUGUAAAAGUGGUCAUGAAUUAGACGUUGUUUUUCCAUUGUUAUAUUUUUGCUAGAAAUCAAACUGGAAUAUGAAGAUAUGUAUAAUGUACAUUGCACUGAAUGAUUUAAAAUUAUAUUCAUUUGCUUUUUUGUUGUUUUUGCUUUCUUUUUUUAGUUGGUUCUGCCAGUAAGCUCUUAACAUAUGCCUCUCAAGCUGCUGAUUUAGUAACAUAGAUCCCAGGGCAUUAAAGUGUAAUAAAAAUUGGGAAGAGAAAAGCAAGAAAAAUAUAUAUAGACAGAACCUCAGAAACUGGGAUCCAAUAAUUUACUUACAGGUAAAAUUUAAAUCAUCCUCUUUUUAGAUGCUGGUAGAUAGAUAGCCAAGACAUUCAGAUAAUUGGCCUUUCAGGUAGGUGCCUUUGUUUUUUUGGGAAUCAAGAUUUUCAGGGGUACAUACUUGGGAUCAAUCUCCAAGUAUACUGUAUGAGACUCCUACAAACAAACAAAAAAAUAAUAAAGUCUAUUGAACAGCCUGAAUUCUAUCUGAAGAAUGAGACCACUCAGUUUAUGAUUAAGUAGUUAACUCAUGAAAAUAUGAAUUCCAUGUUUUGUUUAUUACAUAUGAAUAACUUGAAGUUUUUUCUCUACUUAUGAAGCACUUGAGAGGUGUAAUGAAAUAUUUUCAUUGUAAACAAAUGUGUAUUUCCAAACUUUAUUUCCAUUUUGUGUAGGUUUGUUUGUUUGUUUGUUUGCCUUUUUUAUUAUUUUUUUUCCUGAAACUGCUUUCAUGUUCACCAGAUUAAAAGUAAAAAUAAAAAUGAUACCUUCAUAAUGUUCUUAAUAAUGGCUAGAACAUUAAUCUAGUUUGGUACGUUAGCUCCAUACAAACUGCAGCUCUUGACUAGAAUAUCUCAUGGAAUGUUAAAGACUAAUUUGUGAAACAUAUUCAUUCAGAAUAUGUUUUCUCUAAGCCAUGUAAACAUGUGCCAUGAAAAUAAAAGCCAGCUGUAUAUCAACAAUUUA
This is a messenger RNA of Oxyura jamaicensis (ruddy duck), 11258 nucleotides long. RefSeq names its product N-acetylated alpha-linked acidic dipeptidase like 2 (gene NAALADL2). The record is from RefSeq and is a predicted model, not a curated record. The coding region runs from base 669 to 3011 and encodes 780 amino acids. The transcript is spliced from 16 exons. Lineage: Eukaryota; Metazoa; Chordata; Aves; Anseriformes; Anatidae.